CAAAAAGGAGCUCAAAUUUCUCCCCAUUUUUCACAACCUUCCUCUCGUCAGUCUCUCGAUCUUUUGUUCAUGAUUCUUGCGCUAAUUUCAUGGUGCCUGUUCUUCUUCCCUCGAUCUUUUGCACAUGAUUCAUGAUUCUUGCGCUAAUUUCAUGGUGCCUGUUCUUCUUCCCUCGAUCUUUUGCACAUGAUAUAUGCCUACCUUUGGAUGGACUGGUCUCAUCCUUUCCAAGUGACCUUAUAGGGAGCCAUUUGAGAAGCUUAAUCUACCAUCUGUGACUGUCGGCCAUUCUAACCCCCUCCACUUACACACUCUUUCAACUCAAAUCAAUCCAAGUAUUUUUCUUCUGUAACGGCAACCCAACAAAGGGCUCUUUCUGUGUCAAAUCGGCUUAGGGCACUGAAUCGCCUUGCUACGCUCACCUCCGCCGUCAAAUUUGCAGCAUAUGGGGGGUGGUCUAGGUCUACGCUUCAUUAUGUUGAAGUACACGCCUCUGAGUAUGAACUACUGUUGUAUUGACGAGGUGGAAUUGAAGGAUGAUACUGAACGUAAUCUAGAAGAAUUAGAAUUUAAAGGAAAUUGUUUGCAUCAGGACAUUCCAGUUAGCCCUGGAAUUGUUUGUGUCAGUGAUACCAUGUACAUGUUCGGAGGUGUCAUCUACUCGGUCCCACAGCCCGUUUUAAGUAAACAAAUGACGUUGACAAACUGCUUGUCAUUUGCACCACUUCCGAGUGAUUCUUCUCCUGUGACUUGGACUCGUAGCCCCACUGGUAUGAGUGUAGACCGAGUCAACCCCAUGGUAGCCCCAUUACACGAUGGCAGGAUAUUCAUCUGUGGUGGCACUUAUAUAAGAAGUAGUUGGGCUGAGGUCUACGACCCGAAGACAUGCCAGUUCCUCAGUCUGCAAUUGCCUAUGAGCGUGGCUAAGAUUCCCAUACCAAGAUCUUGCUUUCAGUACACCAAUGAAUUGGUACUGAUAUACUAUGAUGCCUGGUUUUACAAUCAGGACGAAUACGAAGGCCGAGCCCGCAUGUCCUGCAACAUUGAAGGAUACGAACCAACACUCCUCCAGUACAAUUUGGUAUCAAACUAUUGGCAAGUCUUUGCAAGGGAAUUACCUGAGCCAUACCUUGACCCGUAUAAGAGGAACCUCGUCUAUGUGGGUGGAGACAUUCUAUUCAUGAUGGACUACUCAUAUAGCUGGUUGGUCUACAAUCUGUCCUCAAAGAAGGUGGGAAACGUGGAGGUGGAGCUUCCGGAUGCGGCUGUGAUUGAAGCUUUCUAUGUCGGCAACACUCAUACCACACACACUAGUUGGGUCUUCUAUGUAUUCCUUCGUCAUAAGGUUAAUUAUAUAACUGGUGGUGUUCGAUAUGCCAAGGUCGAAGUUGUGCAAGGCAAGGACGGGGAUUACAUUGCUACUGUGCAGAUGAACGGUGUCCUGAGAGUGCCUCUCUUUUCAGAUAUGUAUAUGUUUGGUUUCAAAGCAAGGUCUAAGAGAGAUGCGGAGGAACAACUGCCGGAGAAGAAAGGGAAAGAGAAGAUGAUGAGAAUUGAGUGAAAGCCUACUGCUGGGAACUAUAUAUGUACUUUUGUUGGAGACUUAUUUUCGCGUUGUUUAAAUCAGAGAAUGAAUAAUUAUGUGUCUCAAUGAUCAUGAGCAAACUCAAUUAUGAUAAUAAUAUGACUCUCUUUGAAUUUGAAAUUAA
Messenger RNA from Salvia splendens (bonfire salvia), 1709 nucleotides. RefSeq lists its product as uncharacterized. The transcript is spliced from 6 exons. Bases 446 to 1561 code for a protein of 371 amino acids. Lineage: Eukaryota; Viridiplantae; Streptophyta; Magnoliopsida; Lamiales; Lamiaceae. The record is from RefSeq and is a predicted model, not a curated record. Gene Ontology annotation, molecular function: protein binding.